Magnolia sinica is the source of this 1080-nucleotide messenger RNA. RefSeq lists its product as uncharacterized. Gene Ontology annotation, biological process: cytoplasmic translation. Bases 141 to 905 code for a protein of 254 amino acids. NCBI's taxonomy places the organism in Eukaryota, Viridiplantae, Streptophyta, Magnoliopsida, Magnoliales, Magnoliaceae. The transcript has 11 exons. Gene Ontology annotation, molecular function: protein binding. The record is from RefSeq and is a predicted model, not a curated record.
GAGUGCACUUUCAAAGCGUCAGCUAUCAUUCUGCCAUAUUUAUAAGCAUCCACUUAGGUAUCUAGCAGCUCCUCUCUCUCUCUAAACAAUCCCAAAAGACUACUGAAAAUCGUAGAACGAAAAUCAAAAUCUUCACAGCCAUGUCUGACUAUGCUCAAGAGCAGGAGAUGGAAAUCGAAGCAUUGCAGGCCAUACUCAUGGAUGAUAUUAAAGAAAUUGACUCCAGCGAUAGUGGGCUUAGCACGAAUAAUCAGUGCUUCCAGAUUACUUUGUCUCCACAGGAUGAUGAUUUAGAUGAAUCGAUUUACACUCCAGUUGAACUAGCUUUGAUUUUUUCACACACUGAAAAAUAUCCAGAUGAACCACCACUUCUGAAUGUGAAAAGUUUGCGAGGAAUAAAACCAGAAGAUCUUAAAAUUUUAAAAGAAAAGCUUCAGCGGGAGGCAUCUGAAAAUCUUGGUAUGGCUAUGGUAUACACGCUUGUUACAUCAGCAAAAGAAUGGUUGUGCGAAAAAUUUGGUCAGGAUGCUCAAGUUGAGGAGUCUGAGGAAAACGAUACAGCUAAAGAUGACAUAAUUAUACCACAUGGAGAACCAGUUACGGUUGAAACAUUUCUUGCAUGGAGAGAGCGGUUUGAAGCAGAAUUAGCACUAGAGCGAGCCAAGCUAAUGCCGGAGUCAGCUCUUACGGUGUCCAAGGAGAAGAAACUUUCGGGUCGUCAAUGGUUUGAGAGUGGAAGAGCUGUUGCGAAAGGUGCUGUGCAGGUUACUGAAGGGUCCGAGGGUGAGGAUGAGGAAGAUAUUGAAUUCGAUGACGACUUUGAAGAUGAUGAAGAAGAAGAUAUGCUGGACCAUUAUCUGGCAGAGAGGUCGGAGGUCUCAUCUCAGAGUUCUUCCAGGAAGUGAACCCCUCCAUCCCAGUGUUGUGAAGUGUCUUGACUCAUUACUACAGUGCCCAUAUGUAAGCAUGUGGGUAUUUUGUUGUUUAUGUGGAUUACUAAACACAACAUUCUAAGUUUUGGUUUUACUCUUUUGUACUCCUAUUUAGUGAAAUGAUGAGAAUUUUGGGCGUUUUCUUAGC